AUGGAGAAGUUCUUUAAACUACGGCGCUCCGCACCACCCGACCUCCUUCUAAAUGACAUUGUAAACAUUGAUUUGGUCUGUGGCCUGAUGUUUCUCAAAAUCAUAAUGCCGCAAACAAAGACCUUAAGUGAUUAUUUGCAAAGAAAAAGCGUCAAUGUUGCCAGUGACUUGGUCGUACUGAACUCGACUCAAGACUGCCUGAAGAGGAUGCGAUCGGAGAGUAAAAAUGUUAAUAACCAAAUUGAAGCCGCCAUCAGCGUUGCAAAAUAUCUCGGCACCGACCCUAUUGCAGAUUUUGCAAGACUUCACAAAAACAUACGUCGUCCAGAAGCAGAGAAUUUCGAGCUACAACAAAUUAGCAUCUUCUACAGAACAGAGUUCUUUAAGUUUAUUGACAGCCUUUCUGCUACUCUUGCUGAAAAGGAAAAGUGUCUCAGAGGUACGUUUGAACCCUUCCUAAAAGUAUUGAACCCAGAAAUGCCGGGCAAUGUCGAGGAACUGCGCAGUCUUCUUUCAAUGUUUCCCACAGUGUUCUCUCGUGAAAGCAGCACCACUCUACACAGCGAGCUGGCAGUUUUCUUCGAACACGCAAAGAGAAAGCACGAAGAAGAACAACAGAGGGAUCUAGAGAACGGGAAAGAAGUGGCACAGUUGAGCUGCAACGUAGCGGCCAAAAUUGCUUUCCAUUCCGAGCAAAGUUACGAGUUCUGUAGAGGCAUCGACAAGUACUCAAGUACUGUUAUCGUCUACACUGAAAUUACAACACCAACAUCGAUUACGAGUUCUGUAGAGGCAUCGACAAGUACUCAAGGUACUUUAUCGUCUAGCACUGAAAUUACAACACCCAACAUCGAGUAUACAAGUGCAGUUAGCUAUCUACUAGCUGUUCCUGUUUCGAUAUCAUCAAGCAUUUCUGAUACUUCGAUUGUGUCCCCCUAUGGAACUUCAUCAACAGGAAUAAUUACAUCUGAUUUGCAAGCUAGUAUUGGAGCUACAUCUUCGUUGCCUUCUUCAGUGAUUCCGACCACUUCAAAUACAAUAGCUGCGACAAGUUCAUCUUCAGUUGCUGAUACGAUAUCAUCAAGAAGUGCUGAAACACCGACAGUAGCCUCUAGGAUAGAAUCUGUUUCACUUGCAGUUACGAGUUCUGUAGAGACAUCGACAAGUAUUCAAAUACUGUUAUCGUCUAGCACUGAAAUUACAACACCAACAUCGAGUAUACCAAGUGCAGUAGCUUCUAGUAGUGUUCCUGUUUCGAUAUCAUCAAGCGUUUCUGAUACUUCGAUUGUGUACCCCUAUGGAAUUUCAUCAACAGGAAUAAUUACAUCUGAUUUGCAAACAAGUAUUGGAGCUACAUCAUCGUUGUUUUCUUCAGUGAUUCCGUCCACUUCAAGCACAACAGCUGCUACAAGUUCAUCUUCAGUUACUGAUUUGAUAUCAUCAAUCAGUGCAGAGACAUCCACAGUGCUUUCAAGUAUAGAAUCUUAUUCACUUGCAGUUACGAGUUCUGUAGAGGCAUCGACCAGUACUCAAUCAAUGUUAUCCUCUAGUAUUGAAAUUACAACAGCAACAUCAAGCAUACCAAGUGCAGAAGCUUCUACUAUUCUUCCUGUUUCGAUAUCAUCAAGCAUUUCUGAUACUUCGAUUGUGUCCCCCUAUGGAACUUCAUCAACAGGAAUAAUUACAUCUGAUUUGCAAACAAGUAUUGGAGCUACAUCAUCGUUGUCUUCUUCGGUGACUCCGUCCACUUCAAGCACAACAGCUGCGACAAGUUUAUCUUUAGUUGCUGAUACCUUAUCAACAGGCAGUGCUGAGACAUCCACAGUGGUUUCAAGUAUAGAAUCUAAUUCGCUUGCAGUUACGAGUUCUGUAGAGGCAGCGACAAGUACUCAAGUACUGUUAUCGUCUAGCACUGACAUUACAACAUCAACAUCAAGCUUACCAAGUGCAGAAGCUACUACUAGUCUACUUGUUUCGAUAUCAUCAAGCAUUUCUGAUACUUCGAUUGUGUCCCCCUAUGGAACUUCAUCAAGAGGAAUAAUUAUAUCUGAUUUGCAAACCAGUAUUGGAGCUACAUCAUCUUUGCCUUUCUCUGUGAUUCCGUCAACUUCAAGUACAACAGCUGCUACAAGUUCAUCUUCAGUUGCUGAUUCGAUAUCAUCAAGCAGUUCUGAGACAUCCACAGUGGUUUCAAUUAUAGAAUCUGUUUCAUUUGCAGUUACGAGUUCUGUAGAGGCAUCGACAAGUUCUCAAGCACUGUUAUCCUCUAGUACUGAAAUUACAACAACAACAUCAAGCAUACCAAAUGCAGUAGCUUCUACUAGUGUUCCUGUUUCGAUAUCAUCAAGCAUUUCUGAUACUUCGAUUGUGUCCCCCGAUGGAACUUCAUCAACAGGAAUAAUUACAUCUGAUUUGCAAACUAGUAUUGGAGCUACAUCAUCGUUGCCUUCUUCAGUGAUUCCGAUCACUUCUAAUACAAUAGCUGCGACAAGUUCAUCUUCAGUUGCUGAUACGAGAUCAUCAAGCAGUGCUGAGACAUCAACAGUGCUUUCAAGUAAAGAAUCUGUUUCACUUGCAGUUACGAGUUCUGUAGAGGCAUCGACAAGUACUCAAGUACUGUUAUCGUCUAGCAACGAAAUUACAACACCAACAUCGAGUAUACCAAGUGCAGUAGCUUCUACUAGUGUUCCUGUUUCGAUAUCAUCAAGCAUUUCUGAUACUUCGAUUGUGUCCCCCUAUGGAACUUCAUCAACAGGAAUAAUUGGAUCUGAUUUGCAAACUAGUAUUGGAGCUACAUCAUCGUUGUCUUCUUCUGUGAUUCCGUUCACUUCAAGCACAACAGCUGCGACAAGUUCAUCUUCAGUUGCUGAUACGAUAUCAUCAAGAAUUGCUGAAACACCGACAGUAGCCUCUAGGAUAGAAUCUGUUUCACUUGCAGUUACGAGUUCUGUAGAGACAUCGACAAGUAUUCAAAUACUGUUAUCGUCUAGCACUGAAAUUACAACACCAACAUCGAGUAUACCAAGUGCAGUAGCUGCUAGUAGUGUUCCUGUUUCGAUAUCAUCAAGCAUUUCUGAUACUUCGAUUGUGUCCCCCUAUGGAACUUCAUCAACAGGAAUAAUUAUAUCUGAUUUGCAAACCAGUAUUGGAGCUACAUCAUCUUUGCCUUUCUCUGUGAUUCCGUCAACUUCAAGUACAACAGCUGCUACAAGUUCAUCUUCAGUUGCUGAUUCGAUAUCAUCAAGCAGCUCUGAGACAUCCACAGUGGUUUCAAUUAUAGAAUCUGUUUCAUUUGCAGUUACGAGUUCUGUAGAGGCAUCGACAAGUUCUCAAGCACUGUUAUCUUCUAGUACUGAAAUUACAACAACAACAUCGAGUAUACCAAGUGCAGUAGCUUCUACUAGUGUUCCUGUUUCGAUAUCAACAAGCAUUUCUGAUACUUCGAUUGUGUCCCCCUAUGCAACUUCAUCAACAGGAAUAAUUACAUCUGAUUUGCAAACUAGUAUUAGAGCUACAUCAUCGUUGCCUUCUUCAGUGAUUCCGACCACUUCAAAUACAAUAGCUGCGACAAGUUCAUCUUCAGUUGCUGAUACGAUAUCAUCAAGCAGUGCUGAGACAUCAACAGUGGUUUCAAGUAUAGGAUCUGUCUCACUUGCAGUUACGAGUUCUGUAGAGGCAUCGACAAGUACUCAAGUACUGUUAUCGUCUAGCACUGAAAUUACAUCACCAACAUCGAGUAUACCAAAUGCAGUAGCUUCUACUAGUGUUCCUGUUUCGAUAUCAUCAAGCAUUUCUGAUACUUCGAUUGUGUCCCCCUAUGGAACUUCAUCAACAGGAAUAAUUACAUCUGAUUUGCAAACUAGUAUUGGAGCUACAUCAUCGUUGCCUUCUUCAGUGAUUCCGACCACUUCAAAUACAAUAGCUGCGACAAGUUCAUCUUCAGUUGCUGAUACGAUAUCAUCAAGCAGUGCUGAGACAUCAACAGUGGUUUCAAGUAUAGGAUCUGUUUCACUUGCAGUUACGAGUUCUGUAGAGGCAUCGACAAGUACUCAAGUACUGUUAUCGUCUAGCAUUGAAAUUACAACACCAACAUCGAGUAUACCAAGUGCAGUAGCUUCUACUAGUGUUCCUGUUUCGAUAUCAUCAAGCAUUUCUGAUACUUCGAUUGUGUCCCCCUAUGGAACUUCAUCAACAGGAAUAAUUACAUCUGAUUUGCAAACUAGUAUUGGAGCUACAUCAUCGUUGCCUUCUUCAGUGAUUCCAUCCACUUCAAAUACAAUAGCUGCGACAAGUUCAUCUUCAGUUGCUGAUACGAUAUCAUCAAGCAGUGCUGAGACAUCAACAGUGGUUUCAAGUAUAGGAUCUGUCUCACUUGCAGUUACGAGUUCUGUAGAGGCAUCGACAAGUACUCAAGUACUGUUAUCGUCUAGCACUGAAAUUACAACACCAACAUCGAGUAUACCAAGUGCAGUAGCUUCUACUAGUGUUCCUGUUUCGAUAUCAUCAAGCAUUUCUGAUACUUCGAUUGUGUCCCCCUAUGGAACUUCAUCAACAGGAAUAAUUACAUCUGAUUUGCAAACUAGUAUUGGAGCUACAUCAUCGUUGCUUCUUCACUACAUCAUCGUUGUUUCUUCAGUGAUUCCGUCCACUUCAAGCACAACAGCUGCGACAAGUUCAUCUUCAGUUGCUGAUACGAUAUCAUCAAGCAGUGCUGAGACAUCCACAGUGGUUUCAAGUAUAGAAUCUGUUUCACUUGCAGUUACGAGUUCUGUAGAGGCAUCGACAAGUACUCAAGUACUGUUAUCGUCUAGCACUGAAAUUACAACACCAACAUCGAGUAUACCAAGUGCAGUAGCUUCUACUAGUGUUCCUGUUUCGAUAUCAUCAAGCAUUUCUGAUACUUUGAUUGUGUCCCCCUAUGGAACUUCAUCAACAGGAAUAAUUACAUCUGAUUUGCAAACUAGUAUUGGAGCUACAUCAUCGUUGCCUUCUUCAGUGAUUCCGUCCACUUCAAAUACAAUAGCCGCGACAAGUUCAUCUUCAGUUGCUGAUACGAUAUCAUCAAGCAGUGCUGAGACAUCAACAGUGGUUUCAAGUAUAGGAUCUGUUUCACUUGCAGUUACGAGUUCUGUAGAGGCAUCGACAAGUACUCAAGUACUGUUAUCUUCUAGCACUGAAAUUACAGCCAAACAUCGAAGAAUAAUUACAUCUGAUUUGCAAACUAGUAUUGGAGCUACAUCAUCGUUGUCUUCUUCAGUGAUUCCGUCCACUUCAAAUACAACAGCUGCGACAAGUUCAUCUUCAGUUGCUGAUACGAUAUCAUCAAGCAGUGCUGAGACAUCCACAGUGCUUUCAAGUAUAGGAUCUGUUUCACUUGCAGUUACGAGUUCUGUAGAGGCAUCGACAAGUACUCAAGCUACAAAAGCUGCGACAAGUUCAUCUUCAGUUGCUGAUACGAUAUCAUCAAGCAGUGCUGAGACAUCCACAGUGGUUUCAAGUAUAGAAUCUGUUUCACUUGCAGUUGCGAGUUCUGUAGAGGCGUCAACAAGUACUCAAUUACUGUUAACGUCCAGCACUGAAAUUACAACACCAACAUCGAGCAUACAAAGUGCAGAGGCUUCUACUAGUCUUCCUGUUUCGAUAUCAUCAAGCAUUUCUGAUACUUCGAUUGUGUCCCCCUAUGGAACUUCAUCAACUGGAAUACUUACAUCUUAUUUCCAAACAAGUAUUGGAGCUACAUCAUCGUUGUCUUCUUCAGUAAAUCCGUCCACUUCAAAUACAACAGCUGCGACAAGUUCAUCUUCAGUUGCUGAUACGAUAUCAUCAAGCAGUGCCGAGACAUCCACAGUGGUUUCAAGUAUAGAAUCUAAUUCACUUGCAGUUACGAGUUCUGUAGAGGCAUCGACAAGUACUCAAUUACUGUUAUCUUCUAGCACUGACAUUACAGCCAUAACAUCGAACAUAUCAAGUGCAAUAGCUUCUACUAGUCUUCCUGUUUCGAUAUCAUCAAGCAUUUCUGAUACUUCGGCUGUGUCCCCAUAUGGAACUUCAUCAACAGGUUUAAUAUCAUCUGAUUUGCAAACCAGAAUUGGAGCUACAUCAUCGUUGUCUUCUUCAGUGAUUCCAUCCACUUCAAGUACAAAAGCUGCGAAAAAUUCAUCUUCAGUUGCUGAUUCGAUAUCAUCAAGCAGUUCUGAGACAUCCACAGUGGUUUCAAGUAUAGAAUCUGUUUCACUUGCAGUUGCGAGUUCUGUAGAGGCGUCAACAAGUACUCAAUUACUGUUAACGUCCAGCACUGAAAUUACAACACCAACAUCGAGCAUACAAAGUGCAGAGGCUUCUAGUAGUCUUCCUGUUUCGAUAUCAUCAAGCAUUUCUGAUACUUUGAUUGUGUCCCCCUAUGGAUCUUCAUCAACAGGUAUAUUUAUAUCUGAUUUGCAAACCAGUAUUGGAGCUACAUCAUCGUUGUCUUCUUCAGUAAAUCCGUCCACUUCAAAUACAACAGCUGCGACAAGUUCAUCUUCAGUUGCUGAUACGAUAUCAUCAAGCAGUGCCGAGACAUCCACAGUGGUUUCAAGUAUAGAAUCUAAUUCACUUGCAGUUACGAGUUCUGUAGAGGCAUCGACAAGUACUCAAGUACUGUUAUCUUCUAGCACUGACAUUACAGCCAUAACAUCAAGCAUACCAAGUGCAGUAGCUUCUACUAGUCUACUUGUUUCGAUAUCAUCAAGCAUUUCUGAUACUUCGAUUGUGUCCCCCUAUGGAACUUCAUCAACAGGAAUACUUACAUCUUAUUUCCAAACAAGUAUUGGAGCUACAUCAUCGUUGUCUUCUUCACAACGACACCGGAAUUAA
Rhopilema esculentum is the source of this 6855-nucleotide messenger RNA. The record is from RefSeq and is a predicted model, not a curated record. NCBI's taxonomy places the organism in Eukaryota, Metazoa, Cnidaria, Scyphozoa, Rhizostomeae, Rhizostomatidae.